Messenger RNA from Salarias fasciatus (jewelled blenny), 258 nucleotides. Its product is annotated as threonine--tRNA ligase, cytoplasmic-like. Gene Ontology annotation, cellular component: mitochondrion. Lineage: Eukaryota; Metazoa; Chordata; Actinopteri; Blenniiformes; Blenniidae. Gene Ontology annotation, molecular function: threonine-tRNA ligase activity. The transcript has 2 exons. The record is from RefSeq and is a predicted model, not a curated record. The coding region runs from base 30 to 257 and encodes 75 amino acids. Gene Ontology annotation, biological process: threonyl-tRNA aminoacylation.
GUGGUCCCCGGUUCCACGAAGGGGGCUUCAUGGUCGAUUUGAACGCCGAUCACGGCGCCACCUUAAAUAAGAAGAUCCGCUCUGCUCAGCUGGCCCAGUACAACUACAUAUUAGUGGUGGGGGACAAGGAGUGCGAGAGCGGCACUGUGAGCGUGAGGAGCAGAGCGGGCAAGCAGCUGGGGAGGAGGCCGACGGAGGAGGUGCUGACGGCCCUCACACAGCUGCGAGACUCCAGGAGCAACCUGGACCAGUUCUGAC